Molecule: messenger RNA, 1692 nt
Organism: Aspergillus aculeatinus CBS 121060
Lineage: Eukaryota; Fungi; Ascomycota; Eurotiomycetes; Eurotiales; Aspergillaceae
Exons: 2
Coding region: 148-1590 (480 amino acids)
Source: RefSeq, a predicted model, not a curated record
CGUGUGGUCGCAAUCGACGAUGCUCUUUCUCCUUGUCGGCCCAGCCACCUCACCCAACUCAAACAACGCAGCAGUUGAUUUCCAUCUUCAGUACGACGAGCAUUUAGCUCGAUUCCUCAAGAAAGCACUCUUCAAUUCGCCCGCGACAUGCUGCAGAUCCAUGUAAUUUUCCAUCUGGUGCGGAUUGCGGUCUCGAUCGCCCUCCUGCCGUUGGACAACACCAUUCUUUUGGCCUCCUACGCUGCCGGGUAUGUCCCCGGCGACAUUUCACAAUCCUCCAGCCACGAACGCCGACGCCAGAAAAUCCUACGAGAUGAGCACUUCCGUCCGAAAACAGUCCUCGUUACUGGGGUCAAUACCCCGCAUGGGCUAGCUGUGGCCCGGGGUUGGUACUACGCGGGCCACCGAGUGGUCGGGGCCAACGUCACCGAGAGCGUCAUCGCCCCUGGCGAAGGCAUGUCCAAGACGCUGGCGGCCUUCUACCACGUUCCCAAGACCAAGUACAGUGCACGGCUACUCGACAUCAUCCAGAAAGAGAAAGUGGAGAUCUGGAUCCCGUGCGCGAACGAGGCCUCGGCCCUCGACGAUGCGUCGGCCAAACAGGUGAUCGAGAGCCGGACCCAUUGCAAAUGCAUCACCCUGGACACCGGCCUGGCCGAAAUCUUCGGCAACCAAGAAAAUUUCAACCAGUAUCUCGUUGAGAAGCGGCUCCCCGUGGUGGAAAAACACCAGGUUCUGUCACGAGAUGCCAUCCACAAGAUUUUGCAUCGGUCGCCGUCCAAGAUUUAUCAGAUGCGGAGGCACUCUCCCACUCCCGGCGACGAUAAGGUCGUCUUGCUGCCGAAGCGAACUCUCAGUCUGACUUAUUCCGAGGUUAGUGAGAUCCAGAUCUCUAAAGAACGGCCAUGGAUACUACAACAACAGACGCGACUGGGCCGGUUUGUUGCAGAGGUCAUGGUCAUCUGCGGCCAUGUCAAGGCGAUCAAGAUUUAUCCUGGCGACAAGGAGUCCGAUUGGGGACACUCGCGUCUGGACAAGGGGCUCGCGAGGGCGACGCAUGCGCUCAUGGAACGCUUCGCACUCCAAGGUGGACCCCGACUGACCGGUCACCUACGCCUCCAACUGACGGUGGACGAGGAGUUUACCGACAAUAUUCUCCGCUAUGCGAUUCACAUCGAGGGCUGCGAGCAAGGCGCCGCGGCUGUGAAGUUUCUUCUGGAAGAUAAGCACGAUUCACUGGUCGCGGAGUACCUGGAUGUGCUCGCGCCACACAUCAACGGCGUUUCUGGCGAAGUGCCCGCUAUAGACAUCGCAUCCAUCGACACGGAAAUCUCUACCCCGCCUCCUGAGAAUUUCAGUCUCUGCCAGGUGGUCCGCAGUUGCGAUGUUCGGAGGGUGCUUCCGGCACUUUACCCUGCCAUCGAGCAGAUCGAUCGCAGCCUGCACGAAGGCAGCAGACUGCUCCUGUUCUGGAAGAACUGGCGGUUCUCCGCCAUUGACCCAUUGCCGUGGUGGUGGCAUACGCAUAUCUACCAGCCCCUGAAAGAGAUCGAAAUGAUCAUGAACGCGACCAAUGGCAAGUCGACAUAAUGUGCUCGCCUCCUUGGCGAUUUAACGACUCUCCUUUGUUUCCAGAUUAUUUUCCUGUGUAUUUUCAUCCACUUACUCUCCUAUUUUUGUACUCCUCUCCUU